Messenger RNA from Gopherus flavomarginatus (Mexican gopher tortoise), 750 nucleotides. Its product is annotated as C-X-C motif chemokine 11-like. Gene Ontology annotation, biological process: antimicrobial humoral immune response mediated by antimicrobial peptide; inflammatory response; neutrophil chemotaxis. Lineage: Eukaryota; Metazoa; Chordata; Testudines; Testudinidae. The transcript has 4 exons. The record is from RefSeq and is a predicted model, not a curated record. Bases 44 to 325 code for a protein of 93 amino acids. Gene Ontology annotation, cellular component: extracellular region. Gene Ontology annotation, molecular function: CXCR chemokine receptor binding; chemokine activity.
CAGCAAGUGGAAGAGGAGCAGCUGCAGCUACACAGAGCUGAACAUGAAGUUUCUUCUUCGUCUCUCACUCCUGCUUCUUCUGGCUGCAGUUCUGGCGCAAGGAAUGCCAACAUCCAGCAGAGGACGCUGUCUUUGUAUAACAGCUGGUGCACCUUCAAUCCACCCAAAACAUAUUGCAAAGGUUGAAAUAUAUGGGCAAAGCAGCAGUUGUCAGAAAAUCGAAGUGAUUGUCACACUGAAAGAGAGCAAGCAAAGAAAAUGUCUGAACAGCAAAUCCAAGCAAGCAUCACGCCUGAUACAGAAAUUCUUGAAGAGAAGUAACUAAUAGCAGCGACCCGAAAGGAAGACUGUGCAAAACUACUAGUGGACAUAACUGCUCACGCCAUUUACCUGCUCACAACGAGGCGAGCACCCGGCCAGCCUGACUCGUCCCUGGAGUGCUUCUAGCCAUGCAAGUACAUCACAAUGUGUGAUCAGCCCCACAGCAGAUAAAAUAUUUGCAACUAUUUUCCUGUGCGUCAACAUCUGUCGUCAUUCUUCACACUGGUUAUUUCAUCUGCUAUUGUUUAGCCUUGUCAGGACUUUUGUCAUCAGGGACUUGACCUUAGCUAGAGCAGAUUUGCUAAAACAUUACAAAAAGUAGAUCCUCUCUGAUAUGCUUAACUAUGCAUUUACCUUAGAGACACUGUAGAACUCUAUCCCAAAGAAACCCAGUUGAGUCUUCUGGGUUAAUCAUUCAUAUUCUAUGAA